AUGGCGCCAAGAGAGGAUCGAUGCUUGUACAGUAUACUUGGUGUUCCUCGAACAGCCGACGAAAUUGCUAUCAAAAAAGCAUAUCGAAAACUUGCAUUACAAUGGCAUCCAGACAAAAAUCCUGGCAAUAAGGAAAAUGCCGAGAAGAAAUUUAAGCAAAUUGCUCAAGCAUAUGAAGUUUUAUCUGAUCCUAAAAAACGAAGCACUUAUGAUCGUUCGGGUGUUGAAUCAAUGACAUGCCGACCAAGACGACAAUCUCAUGGCGGUUUCCAUCAUGAUUUCCGUUCACCCUUCGAUAUUUUCUAUGAGUUCUUCGGUGAUCGAAAUCCAUUUGCAGACUUUAUGAAUGACGAUAUACCAUUUAGAGGUUUUGGUUUCUCUAAUGAAAAUACAUUCCACUUCCCUAGCUCAAAGCAUCGUCGUUCAACAACAAAUACUGGAGGCUCAAAAUUUUUCUUCUGCAGUAGCGAUGACGAAAAUGACUGGUAA
Molecule: messenger RNA, 489 nt
Organism: Enterobius vermicularis (human pinworm)
Lineage: Eukaryota; Metazoa; Nematoda; Chromadorea; Rhabditida; Oxyuridae
Source: the annotation of a GenBank genome assembly